This is a messenger RNA of Lates calcarifer (barramundi perch), 4438 nucleotides long. RefSeq names its product solute carrier family 10 member 2 (gene slc10a2). Gene Ontology annotation, biological process: bile acid and bile salt transport. Gene Ontology annotation, molecular function: bile acid:sodium symporter activity. Gene Ontology annotation, cellular component: apical plasma membrane. The record is from RefSeq and is a predicted model, not a curated record. The coding region runs from base 2105 to 3523 and encodes 472 amino acids. The transcript has 7 exons. Lineage: Eukaryota; Metazoa; Chordata; Actinopteri; Centropomidae.
AGCAUGUUGUCACAUUAAUUGAAUCUAAGAGGUCCAACCAUGAAAAACACCAGAUCAGUUUCAGAAACACUCCAGUCAGAGUCAGUGAGAUCUGUACCUCAGUGAUUUUAUGAUUUUAUACACUGCUGAAUAUUCAUGGAUAAAAAACACGAAUAAGCAGGUGUAAAGGUUUCUAAAAAAGUGCUCAGUGAGUAAAUAUUGUAACUGAGCAUAUAGAGCAUACACAGAAGUUUCUGUGAAUUUGUUUUGUUCUCUAAGCCGUUGUUUGUGGUGAGAUCAGACACUUUACAUACAGAGAAUACAUAAGAAAUAUUCACAGACAGCAAACCAUGUUUCAUUGGCAGACGUAACUUUUUCACACAGAUGUAAAACAUUGAAUCAUUCAUUUGAAAUGUAUUAUUUAGGACAAUAAUAGUUAUAAUAGGUGAUAAUCAUUUGUCAUGGGAUAGUUAUCUUUAAAAAUCUGUUUUACAUGUGGUGACCAGAGUUUGAAGACUGACAGUAAAAGUUAAAGUUUAAAAGCUAAAGUAGAAACUUUAUGUGACGCAGUCAGUUUACUGAAUCUUUACAGAACUGAGAAACAAACUGUCACAGUCAAGGUUCUUGUUCCUUCAUUGAGUUUUUUCUGUUUGGUAACAGAAGACUGAUGAGAAUCUGAUGGGAAACACCGUCUGCAGAAAGGAAGGUUGUGAAUCAGCAGUCAUAAAGGUUUUUAUAGAAGCUUGUCAGCAGGAGGUCAAGGUCACACUCUGAAGACCACAUCAGAUUUUUUUCCUUUUCAUCCUCUUGUUACAUAAAAGAAAAAAAGAGACAGUGGAUAGUUUAGUCUUAUCAUGGUUUCCUUAUUUUACAGUGCAGCAGGAACACAGAGUGAAGUGUGGACUGAUCAGAUUAGAUCACUAUCUGCUAUCAGAUCAGUAAGAUAACAACCAUGACAUGACAUAAACCUUCACACACUCAUUCAAACAUCAGGAGCACAGAGAUACUUAAAAUUUAUUGCAGCCUGAAUGAAGGACAAGUCUGAUGGAGACGAAAAGAUAAAAGCUGUUGAGACAGAUAAAGACUGAUAAACUUUCUGCGAAGAGCUACCAUCAGAGUUUGACUGUCCCCUUCCUCAUAGCACAGACGACUGAGACGUGAGUCACUGCAUGAAGCUUUAAAGGUGUGGUUUACAUAUUAGUUUAAAAUAACCCUGACCCUAAGCUUUCAUUUGGUAAAUCUACAAUAGAAACUAAUAUGGUACAGCGAGGACACCAAUCCAGGAUUUCUUACUUUCCCACAGAAAUGAUUUAUAGGGACAAAAAUCUUUGGAGUCGAUGCGUCAUCACUGUGUCUAAUAACGUACUUCUUUUAACCGUUAACAGGCUCAAAUUAUUAUUAUUAUUGUUAUUAUUAUUAAGGUGUCAGUGGCAAGAACAAGAACUUUACUGAUGUACUUGGACUACAGCAACUGUUGGCUGUUCUUACUCAGUGCUGCACCAAAUCCAAAGAUUUCUGUCUCUAUCAAUCAUUUAUACCCAGAAACAUACCAGAGUUACUGUUAAAUGUCAGAUACCAAACCACACUACAACACACAAAACACACUCAAAGAUUAGUCAACAACAUGAACAUCAGAGAUCCUCUAAACUUUUCUGUCCUGUCCCAUUUUGAAGGCUUGAAAAAUAAAGAAAUCCUUCUACGAAUUAUUAUUAAUUUCUAACUUUUUGACAAGUCAGAACAUCUGCUGUGAAAAUCAUCCAUCUGUUGUUUUUCCCACGUGCAGCGUUUACUUCCUGUUGUCCAUUUUUAAAUGAUCUGUCUGAUGUGUCCUGAUCCUGUUUGUUUCACCACAUGGAUCUUAACGUCUGUUUCUCUCUGAAGGUGUCUCAAAGUCGACCAGUCUUUAUGGACAACAGACCACAGCCCACUUUAUCCUAAUUAGUGUCAAAUUAAAUCCAAUAAAAAUCCGCUUUGAACCAGAACCUGAAUCUGCCAGUCUCAAAUAAACAUUUUAUGAGUCCUAAGGGUUGUGCUUACAGUAGAGUAUAAUGUUUAACUGUAUUAAAUUGUACAGAUUACAUUACAGUUUUACUGCACAUAUUUAAGUCUAAAAUGGAUCCACAAAAUGCAGCUAAUGGAUGCUGAGCCUCCCAAAGCUCGUCACUGUUCAGACUGCACACACAUAGUAUACAGCAGAUACACAGUGGCUCCAGUAGCUUUUAUUCUAAAUGGUCUUAAGUUGGUGUUGUCUGGUUGUCCUUUAACUUUAAAGUCAAGCAUUACUCCCUUCAGAGGGACACACUCUUCAGCAGGACUCUGCAAAGAUAUUGGAGAAGGAGUCUCCUGGAAUCAGAGUCUUCUCUCAGGUUAUCAGCCGCUCAUCGUCUCCUUCUCCUCCAUGACACUGUCCACCAUGUCCAUGUUCAAGGUGAAAACUGUGGUUCCUUUAGCCUGUGACUCUGUGGCCACAGUCUGUUCAGGUCCAAACUGCCUUGUUCCUCCCAGUGACUCCAAUGCUGUGCUGAGCCUGGUGCUGAGCACGGUGCUCACUGUAAUGCUGGCCAUGGUCAUGUUCUCCAUGGGCUGCACUGUGGACACCAAAAAGCUGUGGGGCCACAUCAAGAGGCCAUGGGGCAUCGUCAUCGGCUUCCUCUGCCAGUUCGGCAUCAUGCCUUUCACAGCCUUUGCCUUGUCACUGGCCUUUGGUGUGCUGCCUGUCCAGGCCGUUGUCAUCAUCAUCAUGGGCUGCUGUCCUGGAGGAUCUGGCUCUAACAUUAUCUGCUACUGGCUGGACGGAGACAUGGACCUCAGUAUCAGUAUGACAGCUUGUUCUUCUAUCCUGGCCUUGGGGAUGAUGCCUCUCUGUCUGCUCAUUUACACCUCCAUCUGGACCUCCACCAGCACCAUCCAGAUCCCAUAUGACAGCAUUGGAAUCACUCUGUUGGCCCUUCUUGUCCCGAUCACCUUUGGGAUGUACGUUAAACGUCGGUGGCCCCACAAGGCAAAAAAGAUCCUCAAGGUGGGGUCCAUCGCAGGCUUCGGCCUCAUCAUCAUCAUCGCUGUGGUUGGAGGAAUCCUCUACCAGUCGUCGUGGACCAUCGCGCCCUCUCUGUGGAUUAUCGGCACCAUCUACCCCUUUAUUGGUUUUGGCCUGGGGUUCCUCAUGGCCCGCUUUGUGGGUCAGCCCUGGUACAGAUGUCGAACCAUCGCACUGGAGACGGGUUUCCAGAACUCCCAGUUGUGCAGCACCAUUGUCCAGCUGUCCUUCAACCCUGCUGAACUGGAAGUCAUGUUUGCCUUCCCCCUCAUCUACAGCAUCUUCCAGCUGGUGGUGGCAGUCAUAUCUGUGGGAGCCUACCAGGCAUAUAAAAAGUCAUGUCACCGUUCAGCUGACGAGGACAGUGAGGCUCUAUCAGUGGAAGAUGGUGAUGGAGAACGGGCCAAAGAGAAGGAGCUCGCUGUGGAGAAUAACACCUUUGAAUGUGAUGAGAAUGGAAACAGUGAAGAGAAGGGUAAGGACAUCGAAAAGAACACCCAGCUGUGACAUUACAGUCCUGAAAAUCACAGACUGAACAACCAGGGCCAGAGCAUCAACUGUGAACACACACUGCCCUCUGCAGGCUAGAGGUGUGAACUACACGUCCUCACAGACGUCUACUGCCGACACUUCACCUGGCCAACACACUGCAUUGAAUCACACUGUUUAAGACAUGAGGCCCUUGUUUCCUUUAGUUUAUUCAUAUUUAAUUAUUUAAACGGACUUUACUCUGUAUGGUCCUGAUCAACACAUUUGUUCUGUGUCUCAUCAGAAAUUCAGACCUAAUGUUUGAUGCUGUUAAUGUGGAUUAAUACAGAUAUUUACUGUACUCUGCACUGAAUUGUAGAAUAUACAUCCAAAUAAAAGGUGAUAAGGUGCAGAAUUGUGUCACUGGACAAAGUAUAAAGCUUUUUCUCAUGUAGCAGAUGAAAUCACUGGUUAUUACAGAUCCCCUGUCAGUGUUUCAUUCUUUAUUUAUUCUGAUAAAUAAACUAAUAUCAGGUUUGUAGAGAAGAAGACAGAGUUUAUCAGAGUUCAGCUUUUCUAAACACAGUUUCACUCUGAAAUACUGUGUGUACGCUCUGUCCAAACUGAAGAAAACACAAUUAUAUAUAUAUUUAUAACAUAUUCACACUUUAAUAAUUUAUUUGCCCACUGUUGUGACAAACACACAAUCCCUUGUGUGCUGUAUUGUAAUAAAUGAUGAUGAUUUUGUAAGUGAUUACAGUUUUUCAUGGAUGUACAGAAACUAAAUAUUUUACUGAACCUCUGUGCGUUCCUCUUUACCUGAAUGUGUUUGACAUGCAGGCUGAAAUAAUGUAUUUUACAUUUUUGUUGUUUAUUUUGUUGUAAUAAUUGAAGUUUUGAUAUAAAUAUGAGUUCAACUAUCAACUCAAUAAACAUACUGUUUGUAAACUUUUA